Molecule: messenger RNA, 4615 nt
Organism: Onychostruthus taczanowskii (white-rumped snowfinch)
Lineage: Eukaryota; Metazoa; Chordata; Aves; Passeriformes; Passeridae
Gene: MALT1
Product: MALT1 paracaspase
Exons: 17
Coding region: 250-3273 (1007 amino acids)
Biological process (GO): proteolysis
Molecular function (GO): cysteine-type endopeptidase activity
Source: RefSeq, a predicted model, not a curated record
UAUAUAGUCCUACACCAACAUGGGCAGAAACAACUUCUGUCAGACCAAGUUGCUCCAAGCCCCGUCCAACCUGAUCUUGAACACUUCUAGGGAUGGGGCAUCUACCACCUCUCUGAGCUACCUGAAUGCUUGAUCACUGAUUAAAAAUGUUCGUACAAUUACUUUCUUAGGCACUUUCAGUCCACUUUGAGCAAGUUGCAAUACCAGAGAGGUGAGAAUUCUCCUCAGACCAUCUGUCCGUUUGCAGCGAUGAGCAUCACCCACGGGAACAUCUCCUUGGUCCUUGGGAGCCUCCUCCCGAGCGGCCCCUCCUCUCCCUCGCUAAGGACGCAAGGUGCCUUACACUGGGCGCUCCCACUGUGGCAGCAGGCUGGGGAAAGUUGUGCAAGAAGGAGAGUCCAUGGUCGUGCUGGUUGCAGUUGGAUAAAGCUGUUUCUCCUCAAAGCGAAAUCCCUGCCCGCAGCGUCCUGUGGGCUUUGUUCUGGUUUACGCCCCAGGCCCGGUUCUAAAGCCACGUUCGGCCUUCUCAGCGCCAGCUGGGGACGCUGCAGGAGGUCUCGCCCUCGCAGUCGGAUACACGACACUCCCAUUUCAACACGGGUACACCCGCACCCGGUGUGUUCCCUCUCGGUGUCCGAGGGGGCGGACGGGACGUCCCCGCGGCGCGGUGCCCUCAGGGCUGGGCCCCCUCAGGGCAGGUCCCCUCAGGGCAGGUCCCCUCAGGGCGCGAUGCACGCGCUCCCCUCAGCCGCGCCCCGCUCGCCGCCCCGUCCCGUGCUGCCCGCGCGGCGCUUCCUUCCGGGCGGCAGCACCGCCGCGGCGGGAGCCAUGGAGCGCGGCGCGGCGGGGCCGCUGCCCCUCAGCCGCCUGGCCGGGCCGCUGCUCCGUAGGCUCAGCGAGCUGCUGGACCGCGCGGCGCCCGGCAAGGGCUGGCGGGAGCUGGCGCAGCGAGCGGGGAGCCGCGGCACGGUGCGGCUGAGCCCGCUGGACUUGGAGCAGUGUUCCCUCCAGGUGCUGGAGCCGGAAGGCAGUCCCAGCUGGAGUCUCCUGAAGCUGCUGGGGGAUCGGGGCUGCACUGUGCUGGAACUGGCAGAGUCCUUGCAGGCCCUGGAGCACACAGAGGCUCUCCGGUGCCUCAGCCAUUCAGGUGUAAAGAUCAUUGUACAGCCAGACUCUCAAGCAGUGCUCUCUGGUCAGGUCGUCAAGAUGUGCUGCUGGGCAACAGGACACCCAUUUGUGCAAUAUCAGUGGUUCAAGCAGGAAAGAGAGGUUCCCCACGGUAAUUCUCCAGAACUGGUUCUGAGUCCAGUGAGUGUAAAGGAUUCUGGCUUUUACAUCUGCCGAGUGAACAGUGAAUCUUCUUUCACGUUCAGUCGGUGGGCACGCCUUGAAGUUUGUGAGCUUCAGGAUCCACCUCAUGGGCUCUUAAUGGGUUUGCCUGAAAACAAGUUGUGCAUUUGUAAUCAGCCUCAGCCACAAAACCUGACAGUGGGGGAUGCUUUAGUACUGGAAUGUGGAGCUGUUGGAAACCCAAUUCCUCAUUACCAAUGGUUCAGAAAUGGAUUUCCUUUGGCAAAUGGGAGCAAAAGUGUCUACACGGUAACUUAUGUGGAUGUGGGACAUCAAGGAACAUACUGGUGUCAUGUAUUCAAUGACCAGGAGGACGAAGACAGCAAGAAAGUAGAAGUCAUUAUAGGAAGGAAAGCUAUGGCAGUGGAGUGCACAGAAGAAGAUUUAAGUGAUCUUCAGGAAUCAGAUCCACAAGAAGAAUCAAGUCACAGACCUGUGGCCACAGACAAGGUGGCUCUGUUAAUAGGAAACAUGAGCUACUGGAAUCAUCCCCAGCUCAAGGCUCCAAUGGUAGAUGUCUAUGAAUUGACCAGUUUGCUAAGGCAGCUGGAUUUCAAAGUUGUAUCUUUGCUGGAUCUUACUGAGUCUGAGAUGCGAAAUGCAGUGGAUGAAUUUUUACUUCUCCUGGACGAAGGAGUUUAUGGAUUGUUAUACUAUGCUGGCCACGGCUACGAAAACUACGGGAACAGUUUCAUGGUUCCUGUUGAUGCCCCGAAUCCCUACCGCUCAGCAAACUGCCUGUGCGUGCAGAGCAUCCUGCGGCUGAUGCAGGAGAAGCAGACGGGACUCAACGUGUUCCUGCUGGAUAUGUGUCGCAAAAGAAAUGAAUAUGAUGACACUAUUCUUAUCUUGGAUGCUCUGAAGGUUACGGCAAACAUUGUUUUUGGAUAUGCAACGUGCCAAGGAGCAGAAGCUUAUGAAAUUCAGCAGCUGGGGUUGGCCAAUGGAAUCUUCAUGAAGUUCCUGAAGGACCGUUUGUUAGAAGACAAGAAGGUCACUGUUCUGCUUGAUGAGGUUGCAGAAGAUAUGGGCAAGUGUCCCCUUACCAAAGGCAAGCAAGCCCUGGAGAUCCGCAGCAGCUUGUCAGAGAAAAGGGCAUUAACUGAUCCUGUUCAACAAAGCACAUCUUCUGCAGAGUCCCUGGCACGGAACCUGCAGUGGGCCAAAGCUCAUGAGCUUCCAGAAAGUAUGUCCCUUGAAUUCCAGUGUGGUGUUCAGAUUCAGUUGGGGUUUGCAGCCGAGUUCUCCAAUGUCAUGAUAAUCUAUACACAGAUAGUUAAGAAGCCCCCUGAAAUCACAGCUUGCAGAGCCCACAUCACAGACUUCCCACUCGACUUGGAUGUAGAUCCUAAAGAGGCCAAUAAAGGAACUCCUGAGGAAACUGGAAGCUAUUUAGUAUCAAAGGACCUUCCCAAACACUGCCUCUACACCAGGCUGAGUUCACUGCAAAAACUAAGGGAACAUUUAAUCUUCACUGUUUGCUUGCACUAUGAGUAUUCAGGAAUAGAAGAUACAAUGGAUGAAAGAAAGGAGAUUAAUGUUGGGAAGCCCCUUAUUGCUAAAUUAGGGCUUCACCCUGGAUUCAAAACCAAGAACUGUCUCCAGACAUGUUGCAUGCCUGGUUAUCCUUUUCAUAAUCCAGUAGAAUUGAGUCCAGAGGCAGCUGAAUACUACAUCCCUAGUCAUUGCCAACCCAAUUCCUCUCCAGGUGUUUACCAUCCAAACUGUGCUUGCUCAAACAGCAUCACACAAGCAGAGGCAUGUUCCUGCAAUGGAGCUUCCAGGAUGUUGGCUUCAAGACACGAAGUACAGCAUUACUCACCCACUGUGGAAAAGCAUAAUGUACCAGUAGAGACCACUGAUGAUACUGUUGAACUGGAAUUCUUCCUCUCUGACAGCCUUAGCUUCUCUGAACAGCAAUAGCUGGGAUGUGUUUGGACUAGACCAUCCUUGGACAGAGGGGCUUCCACACUGACUCUCCAUCUUCUGGAGUCUGGAGACUUCCAGACAAGGCCCUGCAGGGUCUAGAGUAGGUGCUGGGAAUGAGGUUGUGAUGAAAAUUUUUCAUAUCUUAAGAGACAAAACUGGACCAAUAGAUUUAGGAAUGAAAAAUGCAUUCUUUCUAUUUUUUUUUUUUUUCACCUACUAUUUGUUGUUUGGUACAGAGAAAAAUCUGAACUGCUCAAAGUUUUCUAUUCUUUGGCCAUCGUGUGUUAGGAUUGGUCACUGAUGUUCCAGUGCCUUGGAUGUAGCCAAAAAGCAGCUCUGACUGCAUUCUCCUCUCUGAUUGCCAGAUAUCCAGCAUCUGGCAGUGUCUGAGAGGGAUAAGAACUGUGCAAGGAACCCAAAACCUGGAGAGCCAGCAAAUUGACAUCACUUUUGUUUUUAAGAGAACUACAGAUUAUCAGAGGGAGCAAAGUCACGGAAUCAUACUGUGGUGGAUUGUUUCUAUUUUGAUUUUUUUUUUUCUUUUCCAUAACACUUAAGAUUUUUGCUGAUCUGAUACCUGAUUUUUCAUAUUCUGGAAGAACACUAACUGGAAAGAUGAGGGCAAGUACCUGCUCAGCAAGCAAGGUAUUGUAUGGUCAGUCUCACAGACAUGCUGAGGGCUAAAACAAGAAUUACAAGAAGAGUGAUGUUUUAUUAGGUCAUUGAAAGUCUUGAUGCUUUGAAAAUGCAAAAAAUAUUGGGGUGUAAGGAAACUAAAAUCAAAGGGAGUUUUCAGACAGGGGUAGUAGCCUCUCCUGUACUGGUAAUGUUGAGAGGAAGAAUUGCUUUAAUUAAGAUCCUCAUAAUGAAAACAAGAUAAGUGAAUGUUAUUGAAGCAGACAAGCCUGUUUCAAUCUCCAGUGGAGAGUGCUGCGAUCUGGUGCCCUGGCAAUGUCUUGGUGUGGCCAUAAAACUUUUGAGAUUGGAAUGUUAAUGCUUCUUUAACUAAAUCUGGUGAUCUUCAGGAUGCUCUGUGCUGAAAGGUGGAUAUAGGUACAUGGAUAUAGCUGUUUCCAGAUGACAGCCAUGCUUGAAGUAACCUGUACAUGAGCUUGAAUUUCUGUUUUCCUUCUGCAGGGUGUUAAAUAGCAUCAUACCUAUUAAUGAAUGAGAUGGACCUGCAUUAACUAUUCUGUGCAGUUGACUUCUAAAUCAGAUUAUAGUUUGAGACGAUGGUCUAGGAGUGUACUACUUAGCUAAUACUUUGUCAGUUUCCUAAUAUGUAUAAAAGCUUAUUCUUUUUUCUUACCCUGUAAUAAAUUGUUUGUCCACAAAA